This is a messenger RNA of Quercus robur (English oak), 1349 nucleotides long. Its product is annotated as heterodimeric geranylgeranyl pyrophosphate synthase small subunit, chloroplastic-like. Gene Ontology annotation, molecular function: prenyltransferase activity. The transcript has a single exon. The record is from RefSeq and is a predicted model, not a curated record. Gene Ontology annotation, biological process: isoprenoid biosynthetic process. NCBI's taxonomy places the organism in Eukaryota, Viridiplantae, Streptophyta, Magnoliopsida, Fagales, Fagaceae. The coding region runs from base 205 to 1110 and encodes 301 amino acids.
UCCUUCACGAGUGCACCAAACGAAACCAAUAGCAAUAGCUACCAAACAAAGAUACGGAUAUAAUAAAUUGAUAUGUAGGCAGAGCACCUCCACCACCAUCCUUGUAUUUUAACUUUCUCUCAUCCACCAAACCCAUUCCAAGAAGAAUCAGCUUCACUCCAACAUCAACUAUUUGUAUCUUCUUUCUCUAUCCUCCUCAGUUCUAUGGCUAGAGCUUUCCUCCACCUUAAUGGAAAUCAAACGUUCCAUAUUCUCUCAAGAUCUAGUGUUACCCGGGCAUCCUUACCACAUAGGUCUAUGAUGGUCACCAUGUCCCAAAAUCAAUCCUAUUGGGCCUCCAUAAAUGCCGAAAUUGAAGCCCAUCUCAAGCAAGCCAUUCCACUACGGCCUCCACUUCAAGUCUUUGAGCCCGUGCACCAUUUGGUUUUUGCAGCCCCACAAAACCCCGCCCCGGCCUUGUGUAUUGCUGCGUGUGAACUUGUUGGCGGACGCCGAGACCAAGCCAUGGCGGCGGCUUCCACACUCCACCUGAUGCAGGCGGCUUCGUUCACUCACGAGCAACUUCCACUAACUGACAGGCCCAGGCCCAAGUCCAGGCCCACGAUCCACCAUGCAUACGGCCCAAACAUAGAGCUUCUCUUGGGGGAUGGCAUGAUACCAUUUGGGUUUGAGUUGUUAGCUAGAUGCGAUGACCCGGCCCAAAACAACUCGGACCGAAUUUUGCGGGUGACAAUUGAAAUUGCACGUGCCAUAGGCUCACAAGGUAUGGUAGAGGGACAAUACUAUGAAUUGGAAUGCCCUCAAUCGGAGGGGGAGGAAUUAUGUGACAUAGGGUGGAUUGAGCAAGUGUGCAAGAAAAAGGAAGGUGAGUUGCACGCGUGUGGGGCUGCAUGUGGGGCAAUACUAGGAGGGGGAAGUGAGGAGGAAAUAGAGAAGCUAAGAAGGUUUGGUCUCUAUGUUGGAACCAUUCAAGGAUUGUUACAUGGGGCUGGAAAAUUAGAAAAGGGAUUAAUGAAAGUGGUGGAAGAAUUCAGAAAUUUGGCACUCAAGGAAUUGGAGGAAUUCAAGGGAGGAAAGGUUGAGGCAAUUUCUAGCUUUGUUAAUGUUUAAAGGCCUUUGAAUCUUGAUGUGAUUGUUUCACUAAAGUUGGCCACUCAAGUUCUUUGCUAUAAUAAUGCUUCCCGACAAAUUAAAAGGUCUUUGAAUCUUGACGUUGAUGUUUGAAGUGAGGAGCGAAGGGGAGCAAAGACAAGACAUGUGACAGUCGUCCAUAAAGGCUUUUUAUAUGUCCGGUGGUGAGCUUAUAAUUAUGAAAUAUGAAAUAUCUGUCCUUUCUAUUCUUCCAAGAA